AAUGUUGCCGGUAUCUAAUGCAGGAAAUAUUUUCCAUGUAAUUUACUGUAUCUAAACUUCUUGCCACCGCUGAAACUUCCCCGUAUCUGCCACUCCAAAUGUUGCUUGCCUAAUCUUUGCCAACGAAUAAACCUAGCUCGCCCCUUUUCGACUUCAUCUAUCCUAAUUGAGGUUUGCCACUCCAAAAGUUGCCUGCAUAAUCUUUGCCAACGAAUAAACCUAGCUCGCCCCUUUUCGACUUCAUCUAUCCUAAUUGAGGCUUUCUGUUUCUUCAAUUAUCUAAAUUCAGUAUUACUGCUACUGAGAAUCUGGUCUAUUCGGUUUUGUAAUAUUCACAAUACUAAUGCUGGUGAAAGCAAUUAAAUAAAUCCGAAAAGUUGUGAGUGAUUUGUACUGAUGUUCAAAAGCAACAAUGUUACCACCAGGCUUUUCCAGCGCCAGGUUUGCACCCCUGCUCCUGGCACCAGUAUUCAUUGUGCCAGAAGAUUUUAUGAGAACAUUGUACCAAGUUAUACCAUAUAUGAUGUUGAAUGUCCUGACCAUUCAUUUCGCAAGUUCACGGAUGAUGGUCUAUAUCUUGUAAGUUUCAGCCGAAAUCAUCAGGAUGUGGUUGUUUAUAGACCAAAAUGGUUGACAUUUUCCUGCAAAGAAAAAGAUUGUGAUACUCAUGAUCUUCCUUUAAAAGCCAGAAAGUUCGAGAGCUUCUUCACACAAUUGUACAGUGUUACUCUUGCUUCUAGUGGGGAACUUAUAUGUAAAGAUUUCUUUCUCUAUAUGGAGAGCAACCAAUUUGGACUCUUUGCUACUUCAACUGCACAAAUUCAUGAUGUACCUCCUACUGGAGGGGCAACACAGGGAGUCCCUUCAGUUGAAAAAAUUACUUUCCACCUUUUGAGGUUGGAGGAUGGAGCUAUACUUGGCGAGAGGGUCUUUCACAAUGAUUAUGUUAAUUUGGCACAUAGCAUAGGUGCUUUCUUGUAUGAUGAUUUGCUUGCUAUAGUGUCUCUUCGUUAUCAAAGAAUACACAUCCUUCAGAUCAGAGAUUCUGGAGAUAUUGUUGAUGUACGAGCAAUUGGAGAAUUCUGCCGUGAAGAUGAUGAACUUUUUCUCAAUUCCAAUUCCCAGGUGCUUGUAGAUCAUGUUGGAAAUGGUUUUCAUCAUAGCCUGCCUGAAUCGGAAACUUUUUUCCUUAGUGGUAUAAAGCAGCGGCUGCUUUCUUUUAUAUUUCGAGGUAUAUGGAAUGAAGAAACUGACCAAACCAUGCGAGUGCAGUGCCUGAAGAAGAAGUUUUACUUCCACUUUCAAGAUUACAUUGACUUGAUUAUCUGGAAGCAGGUGCAAUUUUUGGACCGACAUCACCUGUUGAUCAAGUUUGGCAGUGUUGAUGGUGCGGUAUCUCGAAAUACUGACAGCCAUCCUUCCUUUUUGGCUGUUUACAAUAUGGAAACUACUGAAAUUGUUGCAUUUUAUCAGAACUCAGCCGAUGAGCUUUAUUUCUUGUUCGAGCUCUUCAGCGACCAUUUUCACGUUUCAUCCAAAAGUUCAUUACAUAUGAACCUUAUGUCCUCACAUUCAAACAACAUCCACGCCUUCGAGCAACUAAGGUGCACAAAGAAUAAAGCAGCCAGUUUCUCUCAAUUUGUUAAGAAGAUGAUGGCUUCCUUGCCUUUUAGUUGUCAGUCUCAAAGUCCUUCCCCAUAUUUUGACCAAUCUCUCUUCAGGUUUGAUGAGAAGGUCAAUCCUUUUCAAGAAGGGGAGGAAAAUACAAAGCCAAAUCGACAUUAACCUCACAAGAUCCAUAAUUCAAGGCCGACACAAAGGGUCCAAGUCAUGAUCGUUUCAAGUAUGCAAGGACAUGUUUGGAGUACCCUUUUCAAGCCCCUCAGAGUACAAUACCACGUGUGGAGGGUAGCUUGGAGUCAAGGAAUGCAUUGGAGAGGUUGUGGGGAAGAAAAGAGGCGCUAGAAGGCAUGCUGGAGUGACAUGCGCCCCAAUAUGCUCCAGGAGAUGGUGACAUAUGCCAACAAAUGGGGAGAGCAUGUCAUCUGCGCCCCUCACAUGCGUGGGCAUGUGCUCAUUCUGUUGAAAUGGGUCACUUUUGGGCCUAUAACUGUGAUAAAUAGCCCAUGAUUAUAAGUAGUAGUUUCCUUCAGUUUUCAUAGUUUUUGCAUAUUAUUAUAAAUACACUGGAGAGAGUGAAAGCUACGAUUAGAUUGUGUUAACAAUCAGUUAGAAAUGUGGGUUACGUGGGAGAUUGAUUCCCUCGUGGUCUAUGUAAGAGAUCAUUGCUUGUUCGUAAUCAAGAGGGAGGUUGUUGGAUUUGAUAUUGGUUCUUUUCUUUAUCUUCUUGUAUCGGUUUAUCUAUCUAUGUUUUUUAUCUUUAUCUUUCUGUAUUUUGAUUCUAUCGUUUCUUUUAGUUUUCGUGUUUGUUUUGUCUUUCGUAUUUUGUCCAUUAUCGAUACAUAGAAGAUCUUUUCCAAAGUCCUAAUUGAGAGAUUGAAAGGGUGAUUGGAAAGUUCGUCGCCUCACAACAAAUGACAUGUAUGAAAGGUAGGCAACUUAUAAAUACAGUCCCAGUGGCAAAUGAAGCUGUAGGGUCAAGACUAAAGCAAGAAAGCUGAAAUUCUUUGCAAGCUUGACACUGAAAAAUCUUAUGCCCAUGUUAAUUGGGGUUACUUGCUUAGAGUUACAGAGAAGGUGGGAUUCAGGCUGCAUUUGUUUUUAUUAAGAUUCAGACAUCUGAAUUUGAAUGCAUAUCUGAAUGAUUAAGAUGUUGUCUUCAGAUCUGAAAACUAAAUGGUUAAGACUAUUUGUUU
Messenger RNA from Capsicum annuum, 2816 nucleotides. Its product is annotated as light-mediated development protein DET1. Gene Ontology annotation, molecular function: ubiquitin-like ligase-substrate adaptor activity; ubiquitin protein ligase binding. The transcript has 10 exons. Gene Ontology annotation, biological process: positive regulation of proteasomal ubiquitin-dependent protein catabolic process; protein ubiquitination. Gene Ontology annotation, cellular component: cullin-RING ubiquitin ligase complex; nucleus. The coding region runs from base 397 to 1785 and encodes 462 amino acids. The record is from RefSeq and is a predicted model, not a curated record. NCBI's taxonomy places the organism in Eukaryota, Viridiplantae, Streptophyta, Magnoliopsida, Solanales, Solanaceae.